GCGGUGGUGGUUUCACUAACAGUAAUUUGGCUGGUGGUGAAUUCGGAGGUGGCAAUUUUGGCGGUGGUAGCAGCAGUGGUGGGCUUUUCUUGGGUGGUGGUGAGGCUUUUCUUGGGUGGGUAGGUGGUAUCGCUUUUCCUGA
Messenger RNA from Racocetra persica, 142 nucleotides. NCBI's taxonomy places the organism in Eukaryota, Fungi, Glomeromycota, Glomeromycetes, Diversisporales, Gigasporaceae. The record is from the annotation of a GenBank genome assembly.